AGGGAAACCGAGGCUGGCCGUCAAAAAAUUGCUAAGGGAAUCACGGAGUAUAUUGUAUAUUGGAGCUGGAGCCCGCGAAUCUGGACAUGUUUAAAAUUCGGCCUCACAAUCCAAUACCACACGUCCACACCAUUUUAAACCUCAGCUUCAAAGCUCAAGCCUUCAACAAUGGCGUCUUCUAGAGCUUGCAUUUCUCGAAUUCCCUUACUUCGUUCAUCUUGUCUCUCCUCUUCACUCCUUUUCUCUUCUCUCUCUUCUCCAAUGUCCACUUCCCGCAGAUUUAGUCGUCUCUCUGCUUCUCUCUCAACCCAAGACUCAAAUACUCAUCAUUCUACUGAACAAGUUCUCAUUCCCAAAACUAUGAGACCCAGUUGGAAACCCUUGUGCUUGUAUUAUACUCAAGGAAAAUGCACCUUGAUGAAUGAACCUUUCCAUCUGGACAUGUUCAAUCACAAUUGCUCUGUGCCCCUUGAAGAAAAUAUUUCUAAAUCUGAAAAGUUGCGCUCACAGAAUAUAGAUUUCUUUCUGGUGCUCGAUUUGGAAGGAAAAGUUGAAAUACUUGAAUUCCCAGUUAUGAUAAUUGAUGCUAAAACACUGCAGGUUGUUGAUUUCUUCCACAGGUUUGUUAGGCCUACAAAGAUGAGUGAGCAAAGGAUAAAAGAAUACAUUGAAGGAAAAUAUGGGAAAAUAGGUGUUGACCGUGUUUGGGAUGAUACAGCUAUACCUUUUAAAGAUGUCAUUCAAGAAUUUGAGGCUUGGAUCACUGGUCAUAACUUGUGGGAAAAGGAGAGUGGUGGAUCCCUAUCUAAAGCUGCGUUUGUGACUUGUGGCAACUGGGACAUCAAAACAAAAAUUCCUCAGCAAUGUCAAGUAUGUGGCAUGCAAAUCCCCCCUUAUUUCAUGGAGUGGAUUAAUUUGAAGGAUAUCUACUUGAACUUCUAUAAUAGAACGGCCAAAGGAAUGAGGACCAUGUUGGAUCAACUUGAAAUCCCAUUAUUGGGAAGUCAUCACCUGGGUAUCGAUGACACAAAGAACAUAGCAAGGGUUGUACAACGGAUGCUGGCAGAUGGUGUAUUGAUGCAGAUUACUGCCAGGCGGAGUCCUGCAGAUCCCAGAAGUGUUGAUUUUCUUUUUGAAAACCGCAUUAGGUGAAGAUCAGUUGGAUUUACAACUGAUUGCUGCAGUUGAAUCUGUCAUGCUAAACUAGAAGAUAUGUGAGAUAGCAACUACUGACACCAGUGGAUUCUUUCAUAGGAAAAUUUGGAGCUUCUAGUUUAAAUCUUGAGGGAUGCAUACUUGCAUUGUAUAUGUAAUGGGAGAAGGUGUCGUAUUGAUGUUGCAUGAAUCCAAACCUUUUGUCCCACUUUCUAUAUUCUAUAUAAAGCCUUUUAUUGA
Molecule: messenger RNA, 1395 nt
Organism: Chenopodium quinoa (quinoa)
Lineage: Eukaryota; Viridiplantae; Streptophyta; Magnoliopsida; Caryophyllales; Amaranthaceae
Exons: 7
Coding region: 169-1152 (327 amino acids)
Biological process (GO): exonucleolytic trimming to generate mature 3'-end of 5.8S rRNA from tricistronic rRNA transcript (SSU-rRNA, 5.8S rRNA, LSU-rRNA)
Molecular function (GO): nucleic acid binding; 3'-5'-RNA exonuclease activity
Source: RefSeq, a predicted model, not a curated record